Molecule: messenger RNA, 5254 nt
Organism: Cryptotermes secundus
Lineage: Eukaryota; Metazoa; Arthropoda; Insecta; Blattodea; Kalotermitidae
Gene: Cnot4
Product: GATA zinc finger domain-containing protein 14
Exons: 14
Coding region: 123-4400 (1425 amino acids)
Biological process (GO): protein ubiquitination
Cellular component (GO): CCR4-NOT complex
Molecular function (GO): RNA binding; metal ion binding; ubiquitin-protein transferase activity
Source: RefSeq, a predicted model, not a curated record
AGUUGCGCAGAAAACUCGUUUCGUCGACCAUAAAUUUCCUGGUACGGAUUCUGGCAUUCUGCUAGAAAGUGAAACGUGUGUACAAGAGGUGAGCCAAUUAGCAGUGUACAGCUGUGGUCAUCAUGUCAGUACUGAAUCAGAGCGGUGAGGAGCAGGUCGAAUGUCCACUAUGCAUGGAACCACUUGAGGUUGAUGACCUCAAUUUUUUCCCCUGCACAUGUGGCUACCAGAUAUGUCGUUUUUGCUGGCACCGAAUCCGGACAGAUGAAAAUGGCCUGUGCCCAGCUUGUCGUAAGGCAUAUCCAGAGAACCCAGCAGAUUUCAAACCACUGUCUCAGGAGGAAGUGGCUCGUCUGAAGGCUGAAAAGAGGCACAAAGAUCAGCAAAGAAAGCAAAAAAUUACAGAGAAUCGGAAACAUCUUGCCAAUGUUCGGGUUGUACAACGAAAUCUUGUUUUUGUUGUUGGGCUUCCGAUGAGGUUGGCAGAUGCUGAGGUUCUGAAGAAACAUGAGUACUUUGGCAAGUUUGGUAAGAUUCACAAAGUUGUCAUCAAUCAGAGCACAUCGUAUGCUGGUUCUCAGGGUCCCAGUGCAAGUGCCUAUGUAACAUAUCACAAGGCUGAUGAUGCUUUGCGGGCAAUACAGGCAGUGAAUAACAUCUCGGUUGAUGGACGGACUAUCAAAACCUCAUUGGGAACAACAAAAUACUGCUCUCAUUUCAUGAAGAACCAACCAUGUCCCAAGCCAGACUGCAUGUACUUGCAUGACUUGGGAGACGCAGAGGCAAGUUUCACAAAGGAAGAGAUGCAGCAAGGUAAACACCAAGAGUAUGAGAAGAAACUGCAUGAACAGCUGCUCAAUACAUAUAACCACAGUUCUGCCAGCAGAGAUAGGAAACCGACACCAUCACCUCCAGCUGUUGCUUCCAGCAUUUCCAGUUGUCAAAAUGUGUAUCAGAGUGGUAGCAGUAGUACAGGUUGUAGCAGUACAAAUUCAAACUCAAGUUCCACAACUUGUAUUCAGGGCAGUCAAUCUUGUAACAAAGAAGCAUGGCCUUCACUGCAACCAGGCCUGACAACUAAUAGUAACAAUAAUGGUAAUAAUUUUGGAUUGUUGUCUGGUGGAAGUGGAAAUACCAAUAACAGUAAUAACAAUAACAGUUCAAAAGUUGAAAGCAGCCAAAGAAGGCAAAGGUUUGAUCAGCAGUCAGCAAAAGUCACUAAUAAUAAUCACAAGAAAAGACAUACAUCAGGGGAAGAGAAUAGAGGGAAAGCAAAAGAGAAAUUGCAGAGCAGCCUACAGGAUGAAGCUGGGAAUAAGUUAGUCCAUAGUAAAUCACAGCAUUCAAAUUCAAGAUCUUUAUUAUCACAUGAUAUGCAUCAGAAUUUGCAGUAUUCUGCUAGGUCAUCCAAUAAUUCCAGUUCUUCCUCAUCAAGCGAUGUGGCAAAUGGACCUGCUGUAGAAGCAGACUCAGAUAUUCAAGAAAGUGAUGACAGUUUAGUGAAUAUAGGAAACUCUUGUACUGUGUUAGGCACAAAUGGAAGACAACAGUUGGGCAGUCGGAUCCUGCCAGCUAAUCACAGGACCACAUUGUUUGAACCCGACAACAAUUCAUUUUUCUCUACUAAUAAUUUCACAAAAGUGGCUGCAUCAUCAACCGGAUCAGCUGCAACAGACUGGCCAAUCAAUGGCCUUACUCUAACGCACAUGCCAGAUGUUCUGCCGCCUGUUCACUCAUCAGAAGACUGGCAAGCAGCGUUCGGUUUCUCAAACUCAAGAAAUCCAUCAAACUCACAACACCAAGAAAAUGAUUGUAUUGUCUUAACAUCUAGCAGUCAGCAAAUUCAGUCAGAUGGUUCUAGGCUAAGCUCCAAGGUAGACAGCAGUGAUGUUGAUCAUGGUUUUGAUUCAAAUGACCAGCAGCAGUCUCAGAAUUUCAAAAAAAAUCUCGAAAAUAAAUCAUCUUUGGUGGAAAGUGUGGUUACUCAGUUUCCACCUCCUGCAGCAAACAUCAGUGAAAACUUCAGAGUUAAUACAAAUAACAGUGGGCAUUUGUCACAAAAUAUUGAUACAGAUAGUGGUUUUGGACCUGAAGAAGGAAAUCCUGAAAGUAACUCUCUUCUGGCAGUUCAGAAUUCAGUGAAUCCUAUCUUGACUUCAAAUUCUGUAGGUGGAUCUCAACAGAUGUUUCCACAUUCGCCAUCAUUUGUUCACCAAGAUGCAGCAAUAUUAAUGAUGCAUCGCCAUCAGAUUCCGCCUGUCAGUAAUCUCAUGAACCAAAUUGUAGGCUCACAACAUAUGAUUGCAAAUGGCCUGCCACCUUCACAGUCAACAAGUAAAUUUCUUGCAGACUUUCAUUUGAGACAGCAGCAAAAUCAGAACAUAAUGAAACAAUUAAACUCACAAUCUCAAUCAAAUUUUCACUUCCAAAAUCAUUCUUCGGUUCUUGAUGGCAAUUUUGUUGACAGAAAUAAGAGUAACCUGACAAACGUAACUUCUGUUGGGGGCAAGUUCAGCGUAUUGGGUGGUUCCGAAUCUGGGAGUGAGUGUAAAGCAAGUAGUGAAAAUAAUCUUCAGAAUGGUGUGGACAUUAUGGAUGGUGAUUUGGGCAUUUCGGAUGAAGAAACGUAUCUUCCAAGUUUUCUCAACCAUCAGCCAAAAAGUUUGGAACCAAGUACGGAACUGGAGUAUGAAAACAGGGACGGAAAUUCUAUGAAUUGUAUUAAUACCUCAGUGGAAAACGGCAAAGAAAUAUCGAUAAAAGAUAGUGGUCGUUUAACAGAUGAUGAACUGGGCUUUGAUCCUUUCCAUGAAACUCAAAAAGCCUUGGCAGAGAUGAUGGAAAAGGAGAACAUGGUGGUGAUGGUACAGGACCAGCACAACAAGCAGCAGCCUUCACAUGAUUUCUUAAGCCAGACACAUCUACAUAACCAGCACAGUAACAUGAGCCAUCUGUCACAUCAUGUUUACCAACAGUACCAGCUAAAUCAGAUGAACCACUUCAGCCAUCAAGUUCCACAUACAUCUGUUUUUGAUGGCAGCAAAGUUCUAGGCUCAUUCGCCAGUCGCAGCCAGCAGCAGAUAUUACAACAGCAGAAUCACAGGUUACCACCAAAUGUGUCUGGAUGUACAAAAUUGUUGGACGGUUUGGUACUUGGGCCUUCAAAUGUAACACCAAUGGUUUCUUCUGCACAUACAAGAACCAGAUUGCCACCACCAGGUUUCACAACUGCACCAAAUCACAUGAAUGCUUUUGGCCUCGGUAUUCCAAGAGCACCUUCAAAUAACAGUAGCAAAAUUCUCCCUUUCAUGAGUCUUGGAAACAGUUCAUCAAAUAAUGGUUCCUCAUCUCCAGUUCCUCAAACCAUGUCCAGUCAUCCCAAUAAUAUUGCACAUACCUCUUCAUUAAAUCCUCAGCAGGGAACCGACCAACACUCAAUCGUAUUUUCUUCAAAUGGUAGUCACAGUGCUGCAAAUAAUCACACUUUUGGACUACAAAAUGGUGGUAUCAUCAAUACUGGUGUUCCUAAGACAUCAAGUGACUCUUUCACUGUUAAGGAGUGGCCAGAAAACCUGAGAUCAUUGCUGCCAAAUUUGAAUGAUGUUUCACACAAUCAGGGUGUGCAGUUUGCAGCCACUAGCACUCCUCCACCCCCUCCUGUUUUUGGUGCCCGCCAUACGCCUAUGCAAGGAAACGCACAAAAGGGUUUUAAUGGUGUUGGACCUUGUACAGAUUGGACGACGCUGGAUCCCGCAAUUGUGUCCAGUUCUCGCCCGCAUAACUUCCUUGCAGCAGCAUCUUCAGCAAAUCACCAUCCACCUAUGAAUCCAUCAACAAAUCCUGGUCUUCAUCUUCUGCAUAAUACAAGUUCGGUCCUUCAGCAGAACAAACCACCAGUGGAGCAGCAGAACACAGCCAUGUCAAGUGCAAACCCACCCUCGACACCUGUAGCCAUGCCACACCUCCAUCAGUUGCAGCAGAAUAACGUAAGCCACUGGUUGAGGUCAUUGCCAUCUGAAGAGGGAGGUUGUGUUUUCUACAGCUCAAAUGUUCUGGGUGGCAGCUCGGCGGAUUGGGCUGCCAACAGCAAUCAUUUGACCAAUGUAAAUGGACAGCAACAAAAUCGUGUUUUCUACAGCUCAAACGUUCUUGGUGGUAGCACAGCGGAUUGGGCUACCAACAGUAAUAAUUUGGGCAAUGCGAAUGGACAGCAGCAACAGAAUCGUGUUGUUGGGUCACCAAACUCAGGUUCAGUAAUGAUGACAGCAGCACCACCGCCACCUGGUUUCUCUUCUAUGAGACUUGCAGCCAUGCAGCAGGGAACAGCCAGUGCCAACUCUGUUCAGAAGAAGCAAAGCCCUGUGUUGAGCACAGAAAUGGGGAAAAUUGAAAAUGUAUAACCUGGCUCCCAUGGAAGUAAAUCUGAUUGCCAGCUCCUCCUAAGGGUAAUAUUUGGAAGUGGUAUGAAAAUUACAAAAGAAAAAUAGUUUACCAAUAAUUUCAUUUCCAGAAAGAAAUAACAGCAGCCAGAGUACUGUUAAUAUAUUUGAUGUAUCAAAUAUCAGUUUAUAUUUCUUAAUAUUUUUAAGCAGAAGGAAAAUAAGGAAGAAGAGACUGAGCUAGUAAAUUGAUUGAGUUUGCAGUAUGUUUUCAAAAGAUAUAUUGAUUAAAACUACAACUAUUCUUUUGCAGAAUCAGUUAAUUUAUGAUUGUGGUUCAAUGAACUUGAGAUUUGCCGGGAUAAAGUAACAGGAAAAUAAGGAGACAGUGAACUUUGAGGUUAGAGAGAUUAAAUUGACCAAUAGUAAUAUAUGUAUGUACAUACACAUACAUAUACAUAAGUUAUAAAAUAUUUAAAAAAGAUCUGUACUUUUCAUGGAACCAGCUGAUUUUGUAAUUGUGGUUCAGUGAAUAUAAAAUUUUGUCUGUAGUAACAGAAAUAUCAAAGAGACAGCGAAUGUGAAACAGAAGAGAUGAAUCUACAAAUAUUAAUAUCAUGUAAGUUAUUUUUGCUUGUUUUGUCAUGUGACAGAUUAUGCAUGGGGGUAUUAGUCCAGUAAAGCCUACAGUUUAACUUGUUUGCCAUAUGUGUCUGUGGCAUGGCUUUUUGGGAAAUGCUCAGUUUAAUUAUCAGAAUUGUAUUAGAAUUUUGAGUGGUUUGGAUAUUAAAAGAGAACUAAAUACAGGAUACAGUGAAAAUGCAAUCAAUGAACUGGUGUUCUUUUCUGGUAUAAAGCUUUAUUAGGUAUAUAAA